This is a messenger RNA of Tympanuchus pallidicinctus (lesser prairie-chicken), 3786 nucleotides long. RefSeq names its product protein phosphatase 1 regulatory subunit 21 (gene PPP1R21). The coding region runs from base 340 to 2625 and encodes 761 amino acids. The record is from RefSeq and is a predicted model, not a curated record. The transcript has 24 exons. NCBI's taxonomy places the organism in Eukaryota, Metazoa, Chordata, Aves, Galliformes, Phasianidae. Gene Ontology annotation, cellular component: early endosome; membrane.
GCGUCUUUCUCUGGUGGGCGUGCGGGGUCGGCGGCUGCGUUAGCGCCGGUGCGGCCGUGCCGGGGCGGGGGGAUGGCGGCCACCGCGGAGCUGCAGGGGAAGUACCAGAAGCUGGCUCAGGAAUACUCCAAGCUGGACUAAAACAUAUCAAAUGAAUACAAUCUACCAUUGAAGAAAGAAACCAGGAUUCAAGCAAUCAUCAAGAAAUGGGAAGCUGAUGCUGUUGGUAUCCUUACUGCCACAGGGUAGAGUUCAGGAUACAAAUUUGGUGCAGCUUUUCUGCCUGGAACUACUUUCUUGAACAGAAUGUUGUAAGAAGUGUGCACAUGUAGUGCUGUCAUGAAACUUCGAGCUCAGAACCAAGUACUGAAAAAGGGGGUUGUGGAUGAGCAAGCAAACUCUGCAUCUCUGAAGGAGCAAUUGAAGAUGAAGGACCAAUCCCUGAGAAAAUUGCAACAAGAAAUGGACAGCCUGACCUUUCGAAAUCAGCAGCUUGCCAAACGGGUGGAGUUACUUCAAGAUGAACUUUCGUUAAGUGAAACUAGGGGCAAGAAGAACAAGAAAAGUGCAGAAUCUUCAUCUCAGUUGAGUCAAGAGCAGAAAAGUGUCUUCAAUGAGGAUCUUCAGAAGAAGAUAGAAGAGAAUGAACGACUGCAUAUACUUUACUUUGAAGCAGAUGAGCAGCAUAAACGUUUAGAAGCAGAGCUGAGAACUAAACUGGAAGUUCUGGAAACUGAUGCUGCCCAGCAUCAAGCUGUAGUGGACAGCUUAACAAGGAAAUACACAGACACCAUUGAAAAGCUGCAGAAUGAUAAAUCCAAAUUGGAAAUCAAGUCUCAGACACUAGAAAGAGAAGCUAAGGACUGUAGGCUUCGAACCGAAGAAUGUCAGCAGCAGUUAAAGAAUCUUCAAGCAGCUUUGGGCAGUCGACUGGAAGAAUCUCUAUGCAUAAUCAAUGAAAAAGUACCUUUUAAUGACACAAGAUCUAAUCGGUACAAUGCUCUCAAUGUACCGUUGCACAACAGAAGAUAUCAGCUCAAGUUGCGAGACCUUGCUGGCCAGGCAUUGUCUUUUGUGCAAGAAAUUGUAACAGCUCUUCUGAAUUUUCAUACGUAUACUGAGCAGAAGGUCCAGAUCUUUCCCAUUGAUUCUGCAACAGACACUAUAUCACCAUUAAAUCAGAAGUUCUCACAGUAUCUUCAUGAAAAUGCUUUUUAUGUUCGCCCUCUGGAGGAAGGAAUGCUUCAGUUGUUUGAGAGUAUUACAGAAGAUACAGUGACAGUCCUGGAAACAGCUGUGAAAUUGAAGGCCUUUUCAGAACAUUUAGCUUCAUACUUAUGCUUUUUAAGAAAGAUUCUUCCUUAUCAGUUAAAAAGUUUGGAAGAAGAGUGUGAGUCUUCUCUUUGCACAGCUGCUUUAAAAGCUAGAAAUAUGGAGCUACACAGAGACAUGAAAAGGUUGACGGCGAUCUUUGAGAAGCUACAUACAUACGUUAGUCUUCUUGCUUUACCAAGUACGAAACCAGAAGGACUACUUAGAACAAAUUACAGCUUGGUGUUUACAAACAUUGCUGCAAGCCUUCAUGCGUCUCAUGACAUCCUGAAAGACAUUUCCAAGCACUACAGUCAAAAAGCUACACUAGAACAAGAUGUUCCAACUGCCACACAGAAGCUCAUAACUACAAAUGACUGUAUUUUGUCCUCCAUUUUGUCUUUAACAAAUGGAAUAGGCAAGAUUGCUUCGUUCUUUAGCAACAACUUGGAUCACUUCACUUCUUCGUUGAGCUAUGGCCCAAAAGGAGGAACAGAGUUCAUCAGCCCUCUUUCAGCAGAGUGUAUGCUGCAGUACAAGAAAAAGGCAGUUGCCUAUAUGAAGACUCUGAAGAAGCCUUGUGCAGAUUCAGUGCCUUAUGAAGAAGCUUUGGCCAAUCGCAGAGUCCUUCUGAGUUCCACAGAAAGUAGAGAAGGUCUCGCACAACAGGUCCAACAGAGUUUGGAGAAAAUUGCAAAACUUGAACAAGAGAAAGAGCACUGGAUGUUGGAGGCCCAGCUAGCAAAAAUAAAACUGGAGAAGGAAAACCAAAAGCUGAAGAACUCUCUUAGUGGACAAUUAGCUGAAACUGUACAAGAGUGUUCUGUUUUAUCAAAUAUAGCUGAACAAAAGGAGGAAACCACAGAGAAGAGUCAGAGGGAACCUAUCAAAAGUACAAGUCUGAUUGGGAUGUUGACUAUAACUACUGAUAACGAGAAGAUUCCAGAUGUUGAAUCUCGUGAAGACUUGAUUAAAAAACACUAUAUGGCAAGAAUAGCAGAACUUACAUCCCAUCUACAGCUUGCUGACAGCAAAUCAGUACACUUUCAUGCAGAGUGUCGAGCACUUGCCAAAAGACUGUCUUUAGCAGAGAAGUCCAAGGAAUCACUCACAGAAGAGUUGAAACUGGCUAGUCAAAGCAUCAGUAGAUUACAGGAUGAGUUGAUGACGACAAAGAGAAGUUAUGAGGAUCAGUUAAGUAUGAUGAGUGACCAUCUCUGCAGUAUGAAUGAGACUCUAACUAAACAAAGGGAAGAAAUUGACACACUAAAGAUGACUAGUAAGGGAAACUCUAAAAAGAACAAAACCCGAUAGCUCCCAGCUCAUCAGCUGUCUGUGGAGGCUGCUGCUGAAGAGAGUGCAGAUACUGUCUGGUGCCUCUUGUUACGGAAAGCAGGGUGGUGUUGGGUCUCAUGUGAACUGAUUUGGUGCUGUACAUGGCUUUAAAAUAUUUAGCACUUCCAACAGAUAGAACUUGGUGUUGUCUCUAAACCAGGACACGUACACUCUGUGGAUAGUUUGUAAUUACCUUCAGUUUUUACUGUGCACUUUUUAAAACUGGGUUUUAAUUUCCUGUAAUAACUUUGGCUUUUGUAUAUUUUUCAAAUAUGAUUAUGCAUUAAGAAAUUUGGUAUCAGUGCAGUUGUCUGUUUCUGAGUUAUGUUAAAUUGUCAACAGCUGUACACUCAGUUCCUGCUAAUGACAGUUUAAAAAUUAAUUUGGAAAAUAUGGCCACAUGAGCUGUGCAGCUACUACUGUAAAUGUACUCCUGCCCUCUGAAAUGAAUUCAAGUGUCUUUAAAUGAUUUCUCCAAAUUCCCAUGGAUAAGUGGGAUCGUUCUUCAUCCCCAUCUUUUUUUUUUUUUUUUUUUUUUUGUUAGAUUGCAAUAGUGGAAACUCUUGCUACUUGUAUUUGGCACUUUGGAUUUUGAAAUAAAGAGCACAAACAGCUGAACUGGGAAACUUCUCUGAAAUUGCUUUAAGCCCUAAUUUUGGCAUUUUGUAUACAUGUGUAUAUAUUCUGGUUGAAAUAGCUGUUAAAAGCUAUAGGAAAAUGUGAUUGUAAUUUUGCCCCAAAAGAGUGAAGCAGUAUAUGUGUGUGUAGAAUAGAUCAGCUUUCUGUGCUCUCUUACAAUGAAGAACAUAAAAUACGUAGAACAUUGAAACACUGAAUUUGCAAAGAGUCCCUUGUGGGGUUAGUUCUGAUGGGACGACCGAGGAGCUGCACAUAGCUUUUCUUGUGCUUUGGGAAGCUUGUGAUCUCUUGGCCUCUCAAGAUUCUUUAAGUGAAGUCUAAUAAUACACGGUUUCAUGACAUCUGACUUUUUUUUUUUUAAACCAGAUGUUGUGCUGCUUCACACUGAUCUUCAGUUCUAUAACGUGCUUUGUGGCACUUAGUUGUCCCAUAAGGGUUUGCUCUGAUAUCAGCUGUGUCAAUGUGUUAUCAAUAUGUAACAAUAAAAUCAACUAAACAAAA